AUUUUCCAUCGAGAUUGCUUUUCAUCUUUUUCUAGGGUUUCUUCUCAAUUUAAUCGUUGUCAAUUCUAUGCCUUUCUGUUUUAUGUUGAUUUGUAUACUGUGAGUCAAAUUUUGUUUGUUUUGAGUUAUAAUUGAGGAAUGAUGUGAUUUAUAUAGAUUGUAAUUUGAGCGAGGAAUUUCGUUGAUUUACUAUGCGUAAGGUAGAGGUAUGAAUUGUGCUUGAGAUAAGUAGAAUAAGUAGCUGAAAAAAUUGGCUAAAUUGUGGAUUUUGAGGAAGAUUAUAGGCCGAGAUGAGAUAAAGCAAUGUUUGGAAGGAGGAGAUUGUUGGAGUGAGAGAAUGAUAGUAAUAUAAACAUGGCUACAAUCUCGAAAUGGAUUCAAAUUCAUAUUAUUAAGACUUGUUGAAGCUGAAUUUGGGAGUGGAGGAUCAAGAGUACUUUUUUUUAACUGAAAAAAGUAUUUUGGUGAUGGAUAGCUAUUGUUGAAUAAGCAAAAGGAUCGUAUGAAUUGUUGAAAGAGGUGGUUUUAUUUAAUUAUUUCGCCUACGCGUGAUUGUAGCUCCAGUAUUGCCACAUAACAUGGAAUUGCUUGGUUGCAUAACAUGAUAACAAUAUAUUCUUCAAAGUUCAUGUUUGGGUGAUAAGUAGAUGCAAUGCUAGGAACCAAUUUCAAAGAGUUUUGGUUAAUAUGAUUUUUGUACAACACAUAUAGCAAGUGUUGUAUACUACCACACCUUGUCAUAAAAAAAGGUUUCAUUUUCGCUUUUGCCAAGAACUCUCACAAGUUCCGAACAUGCAAAAAAAUAUUUGGGAUGGAAGGAAUAGUAGGUAUUAAUAAGCUUGGUCUAUGAAAAGUACUCUAGAUGUGGGGUACUUGGUUGCAUGGGUUCAUUGCUACUCCAGAUGUGGGGUACUUGGCUGGAUGGGUUUAUUGCUUGAGUAAAGGACCUCAUAUAUCAAGUCUUUUGGUUAUAGGUAGUUCUAGUGAUAGAAUAUACUAUUGUGGUGCGGAAUCUAAUCAAUUGCUAAGUAGUAGAUGUGGUUUAUAUCUUUGUAUGUUAAGAAAUAAAUAAUGCAGAAACCUUUUAAUGUGCAUCUAAACCAAAAUUUCCCCGCUGCUACCCAAGGGUUGUUAGGUGAAUCCUCAAAAACAUUAUGGGUGUGGGGGAUCGUCUGAUUGAUGAUGGGAUGCUAGCCAUGGUUUUGAAGGACUACAUAUAAAAUCCUAAUUAAUGUAGGUGCUACUAAUAGGUCGAAUGAGUAAUUGAAGGUUGAUGGCUGCUUAUGCAGCUACGAAUAGGUUAGAGGAAGUAGAAACAGUAUUGGAGAAAGCCUUAAGGCCAACAGAAAAUGUUGACUAGAUGAAAGGUUUGUCCUUAUGGAAGAAUGGAAUGACUUCAUAAGAUGGAGAGCCAACUGAUACACUGGAAACUCGUGUCUAAACAGAAGAUUCAACAUUCAAAGGUUGUGGCUUUCUGCUUUACGUGAGAAUAGAGACAAUUUACAAGACAUUGCUUAAAGUGUCUUCAUAAGAAUACUGUGAAGCUGUUUUACCAAAUGAUGUUAAUUGCAAUGAAUAUUUUUUGUGCUGCGAAAUAUAUCUCUUCAAGGGGAUCAGGUCAGAUCCUUUAGUUGGACUUUUGGGAUUGUCCGAUUGUAUCAUAAAAGGCAUGGACCAAGCGAAUGAAGAAAUUUUUUCCGAAUCUAGCUAUGCGUACAGAUUUGUGACACUAAGCUAUUGAUUGUGACUGAGCUGUGAUAGAAGUGAUAAAUCACUGAUUCAGACCGUUGCGAAACUUGCUGGCUAAUGAAGGUUAGGAACUAGGAGGAUAUGAAAUGACAAAUCUGUGCUCUGUAGUCCAAUCUUGCAUGUCAGGUAUGUCCACAUGAUCUAUGGUAAAAUGGAAUCCAUAUUGUUUAUCAUUUCCAAGGACUAUCUUGGAUGGCAUUGGGAAGCAGCUAACUCAAUCAUUUUUGAAUUUUCACAUAACUUCUGUAGAGUUUCUUAUAUUGGACUGGAUAUGUGAAUCUUAUGUUUGAACUAGAACUAUAUGGAAAUAAUGCUCGAUGUGUGAUUGUCAGAAGGGCAUGCGUUUUAGAUAGAACACAGGUGGGAUGAAAAGGUGAAACACUCUUUGCUGUCCUAAACAAUUGAUUAUUCCUCAGUAGGAAAUUUCUUCCUCCCCGUUUGCAGGAUGAACAAUAGACUGGCUACUGAACAAUCGUCCUCCAUGCGAUCUAUUUUUGAUGGUCUGAAGAGGUUGUAUGAACAGAAACUGAAGCCAUUGGAGCUAACUUAUCAAUAUCAUGAUUUUGCAUCACCUUUAUUAACAAAUAGCGAUUUUGAUGCAAAGCCUAUGGUCAUGCUUUUGGGACAGUAUUCCACUGGGAAAACUACCUUCAUCAAGCACUUACUGGAAAGUGGUUAUCCUGGAGCUCAUGUCGGGCCAGAGCCAACUACAGAUAAAUUUAUUGUCAUUAUGUCUGGUCCUGAUGAGAGACGUAUACCAGGAAACACAAUUACUGUCCAAGAAGACAUGCCAUACAAAGGUCUUACAGUCUUUGGGUCUGCCUUUCUGUCAAAAUUUGAGUGUUCUCAGAUGCCACACCCACUUUUGGAGCAUAUGACUCUCGUUGAUACCCCUGGGGUAUUGUCUGGGGAGAAGCAACGGAUAGAAAGAAGUUAUGACUUCACUGGUGUCACCUCUUGGUUUGCUGCCAAGUCUGACCUCAUUUUGCUUCUUUUUGAUCCCCACAAGCUCGAUAUCAGUGAUGAAUUCAAACGUGUGAUCUCAUCUCUAAAAGGUCAUGAUGACAAGAUACGUGUUGUUUUGAACAAGGCAGAUCAAGUAGAAACUCAGCAGUUAAUGAGGAUAUAUGGAGCCUUGAUGUGGUCACUGGGGAAGGUUCUGAAUACUCCUGAGGUUACUCGUGUCUAUAUUGGGUCUUUUAAUGAUGGGCCUUUAAAUGAAGCAGCUGCUGGUCCAAUGGGGCAGGACCUUUUCUUAAAGGAACAGAGUGAUCUUCUUGCUGAUCUGAAGGAUAUUCCCAAAAAUGCUUGUAAUCGAAGAGUUAACGAAUUUGUGAAGCGUGCUAGGGCAGCAAAGAUCCAUGCCCUUAUCAUAAGCCAUUUGAAGAAGGAGAUGCCUCUUUUGAUAGGCAAAGCCAAGGCGCAAGAGACUCUUAUUGACAACUUGGAGAUUGAAUUUAGAAAGGUCCAAAGGGAGUACCAUUUGCCAGCAGGAGAUUUCCCAAAUGUGGAGCACUUUAAGGAAGUCCUUAAGGGUUAUAAUAUAGACAAAUUUGAGAAGUUGAAACCAAAAAUGAUCCAAGCUGUUGAUGAGAUGUUGGGCUAUGAUAUCCCAGAGCUUCUCAGAAAUUUCAAAAGUUUAGACAAUUAAUUGACUUAAUCUGGAACAUUUUGAUUUUGCUAGUGCAUAAACAAGUGUUAUUAUGCAGAACUACACACCAAAUUAAACUUUGGAAAUUUUGGAUAACCUCUCAUCUAAACGCCCCUUAUUAUCGGGGAACUGUGAUUAGGGGCUGAUAAUUUAACAUAUAGUAUUUCUUUGCUAACAGACAUAAUUAUCAAAACUUUUUGUUCAUUAGGGCUCAAAUUUGUUGAUUGUGUUUCCUGUAUAAGUCUUUCAUCAGGACCAGGCCCCAAUUAUUCAUCACCUUUGCUAACAUACAUGAUUAUCCUAGUUUCUGCAUCUUUGGUCUUAACUCUUAAUCCAAUGAUUGUAUAUUGUAACCUUCAAAGUCUUGAAUAAUACAAUAAUACUUUUUACCAA
Messenger RNA from Beta vulgaris subsp. vulgaris (sugar beet), 3793 nucleotides. Its product is annotated as EH domain-containing protein 1. Gene Ontology annotation, biological process: endosomal transport; endocytosis. The record is from RefSeq and is a predicted model, not a curated record. NCBI's taxonomy places the organism in Eukaryota, Viridiplantae, Streptophyta, Magnoliopsida, Caryophyllales, Amaranthaceae. Bases 2195 to 3400 code for a protein of 401 amino acids. Gene Ontology annotation, molecular function: GTP binding. Gene Ontology annotation, cellular component: plasma membrane; intracellular membrane-bounded organelle; cytoplasm. The transcript is spliced from 10 exons.